This is a messenger RNA of Mytilus californianus (California mussel), 3475 nucleotides long. RefSeq lists its product as uncharacterized. The record is from RefSeq and is a predicted model, not a curated record. The coding region runs from base 305 to 2380 and encodes 691 amino acids. The transcript has 6 exons. NCBI's taxonomy places the organism in Eukaryota, Metazoa, Mollusca, Bivalvia, Mytilida, Mytilidae.
UUUAGUCCUGUAUAUUUCUGUUGAUAUAUCUUUCAUGUUUGUACCUGUCCAAUUGUGCAUCCUAAACUGAAGUUUGUUUCUGGUUGUACAUGGAUAAGCAUUUAUCUUCACAAUGGGUUCGGUGGCUGUUUUGGACUAAAUAGUUCAUCUAUAGUGCUGAACAGACUGUCAACAAUGAGGAGUUUAGUUGGAACCCUAUAGUUGCAGGAUAGAAAAUGAUGGAAUAAACACAAAGUCUUUGGUCAGCCUGAUAUGGAACUCGAAUAUUAACCUCAAACUCGCUAUAAAAAGAAAACGUAUAAUUAUGGGAAACUGUGUACAUGGUUUUAUAUCUUGUAUGAAAUUCAACUCUGUUUCAAACGAUCAUAUUGAUACAACAUUACUAGACAUUGAUAGCAAAACCUCAAGCCUAGACCAUAGUUUAAAAGGAACAAAAACAGACAAUGGAAAUAAAGCUCCGAACACAAAGAAGACCAAAACUAAGCAAGUCGAUAGCCAAAAUAAAGGAGCAGUUUCUAAUGUUGAGAUCCCUGACUCACAAAACCCAGAACUUGUUACCUUUGAUGACAAGAACACACAAAUAACCGAAGUCGGUACCAAAUUGGUUCAAACUGUCAACCAGUACAACAUAAAAGUUGAGAUACACAAUCCAUCAGCAAAUGCCCUCAUUAUAGGAAACGACAAUAGGGUUAAUGUUACCAAGAAAGAAAUAGAUAGACAACCAAUAGUUGAGCAUAUCAAAGUGGAAAACAAGGACACCAAGUAUAUAAGAAAAAACAUGGAUGAAAUUUUAUUAUUGGGCCAGGAAAAUGACGAAACAAAAGACGCAUUCAAAUCUAGUGUUAUGAGGAAGGUUGCAGGAACCAUAUGCAAAGGUUCUGAAAGGCGUUGGAGAUCAAAAUCAGCUUCGUUUCUUCGGCUAAAGUCUUUUCGAGAUUUUUCCAAAGAACCCUCAUCCACAGUCCAUCCCAGAACUAUGCUACAAACAUUCCAAUGGAAUCAGUAUGAAAUGAUCCAAGAAACCCUAUUACGCACAGUUUCAUGUGAAAUUAUGAAAUGCGAAUCCGCAGAAACACUUGCUGUAAAAAUUGCAGAAAUUAAGGCUGAAUUUCAAAAUAUAGUUGAUAAAUUAAACGAGAAAUUAAGGAAAUCUGUUAUAAGAACAGGACAUGCAAACGAGCGUAUCAUAGCAGGUUUAAAUAAGAAAAGUAAAAUUUUAUUAAGUGAUGCAAACAAUAAGCUUUUACAAUGGGAGAAAGAUCGUAUUCUAGAUAUUCAUAUGAUACCGAUGAGUACAACGCAUGAAAUAGGAUCAGCUUCUGAUAGAGACAAAAUGACAAGUUUUGCAAAAGAAUUCAAAUGUUUAAUUUUAAGAAAGGUUUCCUGGUAUGUAUCAACCUUAUUGCCUUUAAAAAUACAACACUUUAUAAUAGUCUUCACGUUUGAAUGCCAAAAAUCAUUUGUAUUGAAACAGAUGAUGAUUGAUUUUGAUUCUAGUGACGUCAGCAGUAUAAUGAAAUAUAUUUUUAAUCCCAAUGAAUAUGCAAAAAACUGGCUUGUAUCAUUUACAGACAAGAUAGUUUUUUAUAAGAAAAGCCCGAAUAAGCUGCAUGUGUACGCAGAAAUUGCUAAAAUGGAAGUAGAAAAAGUCUUUGGUGAACUUAAGUUGGCAAUAACAUCAACAAAUCAUAGAAAAGGUGAAAUAAACAAUUUAUCCGACUGGGCAAAAUGUUUUUUGCAAAAUUUAAAAUCAAUGCCACUUUCGUCGAAAGACCUUGGGGACUUUCAGUCCCUAAGUAAUGUGUCUGUCAAAGAAUUUAUUGACCUGUUUAGUUCAAAUUUAGAUAGCAUGAAAAGGGAAAUCAUAACAAACUUCAAGAAUACUACAAGUAAUAACGUACAAUGGACAGACAACCCGUAUAACAAGAUAAUAGAAUGUCUUUGGGGUUGUACUGAGUGUUGUCCAUUUUGUCAUGAGCCAUGUCAGUAUAGCGAUAUAGAACAUAUUACACAAAGAAAUAAACAUAUGUGUAUUCAACAUAGACCUCUGGUUGUUUACGGAUCUAUAAACGACGAUAGUAAUAUUAUCAUGUUGGAAAAUUGCAAUAGCCUUAUGAAAUCGCCAGAUAGAUAUUUUAAACUAACAAAUGAAGACGAUCCUCUGCAAUUUUCGAAUUAUGAUCAAGCCUUCAAUAGUUGGGAAAUCCUUCCUGUCGAAGCAGCUGAUGAAUGUAAAUAUUGGAAAUGGCUUAUGUGCAACAGGAAGGAUGAACUACAUCAGUUCUUUAGAGCUAAUGCAAAUAAUAUCCCUGAAGAGUGGAUUUAUAUUACUGAGGAAGAGGCGAUUCGUAGCUUAGAUGAGAUAUACAUAUGUAGUUGAAAUGUUAUCUUCAAUUUUGGUUGAAAAUUGUACGAAUGUGAAAAUGGAAGUAAAUCUUUAAGAACCUCCUAGGAUAAGUAAUUGUUGGGAAAUUUCAGACGCAAUCCGUUUCAAUUUGAUCUUUACAGAUGUAUGGUCAAUCGAAUUCAUUUUAACGAUUUUAUGUAAGGUAUUUGUGGACACACACAUAUCAUAUGCAAUGGCUCUUUUUUUCAAUUAUUUCUUUUUUAAACACCAACUGCAUACAUGAGACAGUACUUUGACCUACAAUGGUUUACUUUUACAAAUUGUGACUUGUCUCACUGACACUCAUACCACAUCUUAUUAUAUCUAUGAGGAAAAAAAACCUAUCCUUUCGAUUUCCCAAGAGAUAUCAAUGAUUGCAAUUGUCAUUUCAAUGUCUAUGGAUUUCGGUGUUAUGAACUUUUGAGUCUCGUUUAUGUCCAAUUUUCAAUCAUUCAAGAUUGUCACAACUGUAUUAAUUACCGAGUCCUCCAAUAAAAUACUUAUUUUCCAAUAAUAAAGCUUUUUUCAGAUUUUGAUGUUGAAUGUCCUGUAGGUAUUGCAUCAGUAGAUGAAUGGAGGAAGAAAUAGAGAACAAGUCUGUAGAUAGCUUUACAGUAACAGUUGAGACAUUUUGCACUUUUCAGAUCGUUACUGAAAGAAACGGUUGUCAUUAAAAUAAUAGUGCAUACGUUAUAGGAACAUUAUAUAUCUAUAUGUGUUUAUACAUAUUUUUACAUUAAUUUCAAAUCGUAAAAAUUUGAUUAAGAAAUACUAUACCUUGAUACAUCAUAUAUUUUCCUUUCCAUUUAUACCAAAUGUAUGUACAAGUAAAGAGGUUUAAACUUCUCACGGAAAACUGCUUUGGAUUAAUUUCAAGAGUUUUUUGUGUUAUUAAAUGCAUAAACGAAAUCAGAGUGCUUGCUUUUUUUUUUUGCGGAUAAAAGGGGGUAUAUUUUAGGGUUGUUUUGUAUGCAAAACUUACUUACAGAUUAUGACAACUGCAUUUACUGAAAAACUCGGUGCCAAUGAUAGCAAUUAAAUAAGACUCUUUAUAACCUGUGUUUUAUUUUACGCUUUUGACCACAAAUA